Messenger RNA from Mus caroli (Ryukyu mouse), 2379 nucleotides. It is a transcript of the gene Rnf168, whose product is annotated as ring finger protein 168. NCBI's taxonomy places the organism in Eukaryota, Metazoa, Chordata, Mammalia, Rodentia, Muridae. The record is from RefSeq and is a predicted model, not a curated record. Gene Ontology annotation, cellular component: nucleus; site of double-strand break. Gene Ontology annotation, biological process: protein ubiquitination; double-strand break repair. Gene Ontology annotation, molecular function: nucleosome binding; ubiquitin-protein transferase activity.
UAACGUUGGGUAGGUCUCAUUAGCAUAUGAAGAUGGCUGCACCUAAAACCUCCAUCCCUUCCUUAGCCGAAUGUCAGUGCGGGAUCUGUAUGGAAAUCCUCCUAGAGCCUGUUACCCUGCCUUGCAACCACACGCUCUGUAACCCAUGCUUCCAGUCCACUGUUGAAAAGGCCAAUCUAUGCUGUCCCUUCUGUCGUCGCCGGGUCUCUUCGUGGACUCGGUACCAUACCCGAAGAAAUUCUCUGGUCAAUACAGACUUGUGGGAGAUUAUUCAAAAACACUAUGCAAAGGAAUGCAAGCUUAGAAUCUCUGGACAAGAAUCUAAGGAAAUCAUUGAUGAGUACCAGCCAGUUCGUCUGCUCAGUGAACCUGGGGAGUUGAGGCGAGAAUAUGAAGAGGAGAUAAGCAAGGUGGAGGCUGAGCGACAAGCCAGCAAGGAAGAGGAAAACAAAGCCAGUGAGGAGUACAUACAGAGAUUGUUGGCCGAGGAGGAGGAGGAGGAGAAAAGACAGAGAGAAAAAAGAAGAAGUGAGAUGGAAGAACAACUGAGAGGCGAUGAAGAACUGGCUAGGAGCCUGAGCACUAGUAUUAACAGUAACUACGAGAGAAAUACCUUGGCUUCUCCUUUGAGUUCCAGAAAAUCAGAUCCAGUCACAAACAAGUCCCAGAAGAAAAAUACAAAUAAACAGAAAAACUUUGGAGAUAUUGAAAAAUAUCUGUCACCUAAGUUGAAGCCUGGGACCUCCUUGACAUGUAAGGCUGAGCUUGAGGAAGACAUCUGCAAGUCUAAGGAAACUGAUAGGAGUGACGCGAAGAGCCCUGUGUUGCAAGACACAGAAAUUGAAAAAAAUAUGCCAACACUUUCUCCUCAGACCUUCCUGGAAACUCAAGAACAAGGUUCGGAGUCUUCUGCAGGGAUACCUGGGCCACAGUUCUGUGUAGGAGACUCUGAAGAGUCCCUUGAGGGAAAAGUUGAAACAGUAUCAACCAGUCCUGAUGAUUUGUGUAUUGUAAAUGAUGAUGGACCUAGAGCCACAGUUUUUUACUCUAAUGAAGCUGCAGUUACCCCUUCUAGCAAAAUAGAAAAUGAAGAAUACUCUGUGACAGGUGUGCCCCAGUUACCUGCGAGCAACAGAGCUCCAACAGAGAGGAGGGUGUAUCACUUACUAGUUGAAGAAGAGAUUUCCGACAGAGAAAACCAGGAAUCUGUAUUUGAAGAAGUCAUGGAUCCAUGUUUUUCUGCAAAAAGAAGGAAAAUAUUCAUCGAAUCCUCCUCAGAUCAAGAAAAAACAGAAGUGAAUUUUACACAAAAACUGAUAGAUUUGGAACGUAUGCUUUUUGAGAGACAUAAGCAAGAGGAGCAGGACAGAUUGUUAGCAUUACAACUUCAGAAAGAGGUAGAUAAAGAGCAAACGGUGCCAAACCGGCAGAAAGGAUCCCCAGAUCAGUACCAGCUACGCACACCCUCACCCCCAGACAGGCUGCUGAAUAGACAGAGGAAGAAUUCCAAAGAUAGGAACUCCCUACAGCAAACUAAUGCAGAUCAUUCAAAAUCUCAGAGGAACACAAAAGCUGACUAUUGGGAACCCUUUAAAAACACCUGGAAGGAUUCAGUUAAUGGAGCAAAGAUGCCAACUUCUACUCAAGAUAAUUGUAAUGUAUCUAAAAGUGCCUAUACCGUACAGCAUAGAAAGUCCCAGAGAAGCAUUGUUCAAAUGUUUCAGAGAUAACCAAGCAAAGCAUGGGGAAAGAGUUCUAUAAUCCAGAAACGAUGUAUUGCAAAGCUAGCUCUUCUGUCAUAAUAUCCUGAGAUGUCUCACAUUCUGCUCAGCAAGCUUGCUUACUCUCUUUGAGGUUUGGUUACAAAGGAAGAAUUUACAAAUGUGUUUCUGCAAAAGACGGCUAUUAGGAAACAACCUUGAGAAUUUUUUCCAUUGUCAAUAACUGCUGUGUUUUAAGUGUGACAUCUUUACAGGUAUAAAAACACCUUGGUCAAUACAUCUUCAGGUGCCACUUCCCUUUCCAAAACUUUUAUGGCCUUUUUUUUUUCCCCCUUUUCUUUUUUAAACGAAUGGGUAGGGAGUCCACACAAGUAUUUUCCAUAACACUAAUUAGUUCCCUUCAUAGUUUUAAUUCUAAGCAUUUUAGCAUUUCCUUUGAAUUAAAAAGGUCGCAAGUUCAAAUCCCAGCAACCACAUGAUGGCUCACAACCAUCCAUAAUGAGAUCUGAUGUCCUCUUCUGGGGUGUCUGAAGACAGCUACAGUGUACUUACAUAUAAUAAAUAAAUCUUAAAAAAAAAAAAAGUAUCAACAUCAAUUAGUUACAGAAUAGCUGCUAGAUUUUUUUUUUUUUAAGAUUUUAUUUAAAAAAAAAAAAAA